AUGGCGGCGGAGCAAGAAAUAAAUAUUAAGUUUGUACAAGAAGUUGAAAAACAUGCUUGUUUAUAUAACUACAAAUUACCAGAAUACAUGCGGAAAAAUACAAUAGAUAGGACUUGGGCAGAAAUUGGGAAUAAAUUUCAAAUAACAGGAUCAGAAGCUAAAGAAAAGUGGAAAAAUCUACGUAGUGUUUUUGUUCGCCAUUUGAAACCGCCUAAAAGUGGAGCAGGGACUGCGCAAAAAAAACCAUACUACUUAGCUGAUUUUAUGCAAUUUACUAUACCGUUCAUAAAAACAGCAGGAAAACCAUCAGGAAAUUUGAACGAGACAAUAGAAGAUAAUGACACAUUGCAACCACAGUCUCCUGAACUAUGCGAACAAACACAGUUCACAGAAAGUGUACCUACAAGCACUCAAUCGAUCUCGCAACAGCAUUCAUCUCUUCCUUCUACAAGCACUCAAUCAAUCUCGCAACAGCAAUCAUCUCUUCCUUCUACAAGCACUCAAUCAAUCUCACAACAGCAUUCAUCUCUUCCUCCAACAAGCACUCAAUCAAUCUUGCGACACCAAUUACCACCAGCAACAAGCAAUAAAAGAAAACGGAAGAAGCUUGAAGAAACUCAAGCUGAACAAGAUAUUGCAGCUUAUUUUAAAUUGAAACGAUCUAAAAUUAUAGAAAACUGUGACAGUACUGAAAAUUCAAACAAAAUGUUUUUACUGAGUUUACUGUCGGACGUGAAUAAAUUGAAUGAUAAUCAAAGAAGACUGUUUAAGAGGAGAGUGCUUGAAUUGAUAGACGAUAUUAUGGACCAAAGUAGUCCCAUCACACUUUUAUCUACUCCUUCACCGACUGACAGGGCAAUAAGUACGCCAAAUACCAUAAAUGAAAGUGUACAAUCAAAUACUGCCACACUAUAUUAUGAAUCAAUACCUAUGUUUUUAUCACAGGAAGAUGAAGAAUAA
Molecule: messenger RNA, 960 nt
Organism: Parnassius mnemosyne (clouded apollo)
Lineage: Eukaryota; Metazoa; Arthropoda; Insecta; Lepidoptera; Papilionidae
Source: the annotation of a GenBank genome assembly